AGAAGGAAAAGAGCGAAAGGCAUUUGACCUUGACCCACCCUUUCUUGUGUCAAGGAUAAUGAAGCGGAGAUCCUUAUGUCUGCAAUCGUGGCGUACCAACAUCCUGUUCACCCCUAUAACAUGCAUGGGCAGUAUCCAGAUCUAUUUAUAGAUCCGGCCCGAUACUCGCCCAUCAUGGGGAAGAUACUCCAUGAAGAACCACAUCCAGACCCACAAACCUCCUUAGACAACAUGGUCCUCAGCCCCACAGGACCAUUUAUUCCUGGGGAGGGGGACUACCAGUAUGGACAGUCUGACCGUAUGGUCACCAGCACCAUCAACGACAAAAAGAAGAAAGGGGCUGGCGUUCCUGGCAAGAGCAUCGAGGAGGAAUUAUGUCGGAUUUGUGGGGACCGGGCUUCAGGCUACCAUUACAAUGCCCUCAGUUGUGAGGGAUGUAAAGGAUUCUUCCGUCGCAGUAUUACAAGAGGUGCUACUUACAAUUGUAAAUAUGGCGGAAAUUGUGAAAUGGACAUGUGGAUGCGACGGAAAUGUCAGUCUUGUCGCCUCAAAAGAUGUCGAGAAGUUGGCAUGAAAGAAGAAUGUCUCCUGUCAGAAGAACAGUGUAAAGCUAGAGACGCAAGAAGGAAAGCCAAACAACGAUAUACUCAAAAUGUUCAGGAAGACAGACCCGAAAAGAAGCCAGCCUUAAACACGGAAUGUAAUUCAAACUCAGGGGAGGGGUUUGAGAACAAAGCUUCCAGUGCACCGGAGGUUAAGUUCUCUUCCACGCUAUCACCUUAUGCCAUUAUAGACACUCGGCCUAUUCACUCAGUCUCAGAAGACACACGGAAGCUGAUUGAGAAACUGGUCAAACUUCAGGACAAAUAUGAGUUUCCUGAGGAGUCCAAAGUUGACGAUGCUAUAGAUAUUGACCCCAACAAAGAAGAGUCAGGAGAGCAUGUAUUGAUGAGUCUGUCUAAAAUGACUGUCCUAAUCACACACCUUAUUGUGGAGUUUGCCAAAAGCCUGCCAGGUUUCUCCAAACUCAGCAAAGAGGACCAAAUUAUUUUGCUCAAGGCUGCCUCUAGUGAAGUAAUGGCUUUAAGAGCCAGUCGAAUGUAUGACCCUGCAUCAAGGUCCAUUGUGCUGGCUAAUGGCAUUCCACUGACAAUUUCCAACAUGGAAGCUACUGGUCAGCCCAGGGAGUACACGGAGCUUGUGUUCAAACUGUGUCAUGACAUGGCUGAGCUCAAUUCUGAUAACGCUGAGUAUGCCCUCUUUACGGCCGUUAGUAUAUUUUCAGCUGACAGGGCUGGAUUAACGAACCGUGACCUGGUAGAGCAGAUUCAGAAGGUGUACGUUGAUGCUCUGGAUGAGUACGAGAGCAAAAAGCGGGUCAAAGGUGGAUGUGCUCUGGCGAAAUACUUGCUACGCCUCAUCGAUCUGCGAAAUAUUAGUGCAGAACACUCCAGAAUGCUGACUAUUCUGCCCAUAGAUGAAACGGCCAUGCCUUCUGUUGUCAAAGACAUUUAUAUGCAGAAUGAUAAAUGAAGGCAAAAAAUUAUUCUUAAAAAAAUUAUGAAGUGGUUAAUGUGUCAUUGGUAAAAAUACCAGGGUGCUUGAAUGGAGAGGGGGGAUGUGCUGAAGCAAGGAAAAGUCAAACGGCAAAUUUGGUGCAGAACUUGUGAGAGAGAAUUUGUUAUAAAUGAAUUCUUGGAAUGAUGAAGAACAAUUGCGUAUCUUAUUUUACACUUGUGUGUGUUUCUUAUUAUGGUAUUAAAACAUCUAAUGUUGAUUCAAGUUAUAUAUAUAUAAAUAUUAUAUCAUAUGUAUAUCUGAGUGGGGAAAAUGUGUGUAUGUAAAAUGUAUGAGACAAACUUUUCCCUCUCUUAAAAAAAAAUUACUGUGUAUUGUUUAUCUGAUUGUGGAAAUGGUUAGUUGCUAUGGUAACAACCAAUGGGAAUGAUCUAAAGACUCCCAUUGAAACUAAUCUGCUCAAACGUGUUGUGUUCCUGUUUCUCAUGAGCUCUUUGAACUUGUAUGUUACCCAUGUAUUCCAUAUUUGAGAUUGUAUAGCGUAUUAAAAUACUGUAUUAGAAAUUGGUAUAGAUUUUCCUUAGCAGAUAGUGUUGUAAAAUAUCAUCAUUCAGGGAAUGUAUUCUUGUUAUGGGCAAAAGGGCCCUCAGUCUGUUAAAUUAUUGCAAGCAUGUGAUCUGGAGAGCAUUUUCUUAAUUAGGGCCCCGCAAGGAUUUGCGGGUGCCCUAUAGUAAUCACUCUGUCUGUCUGUCCGUCUGUCUGUCUGUCUGUCCGUCUGUCAUUCUUUCGUCCACAAAUUUUCUGUUUUUUUCUAAUAACUUUUUUUAGGGUUGACCAAUUAAGUUCAAAUUUGGUAUGUUGGUUGAAUAGGCAGUAAGACAUAUUUUGAUGCUAAGUUUGGUUCUCUAUGUCAUCCGGUUUGGAGCUGGGGUGGUGGGGUAGAUUCCUUAACUUUAUAUAAGAGUGAAUCAGCAAAGAGAGAUAACUGCUGAGAAUGUUCCUAUCGUAAACUAUGAAAGGCUGCAAUGAGUCUCUUGGGAUUAAUUAACUUUUCUUUUCAAGAAAAUCCAAAGCAUUUAUCUUUAUCUGUCACAUUGAGAUUAAUUAACACCUCUGUCUGCAAAUGAAGUUUGUUUUGAAGUUAAGGUCAAUUCUGAAUGAUGUUUACAUUCUCUGAUAUGUGGAUUUAAAUAAUGUUCAUACUUUAUUUUGGUA
Molecule: messenger RNA, 2733 nt
Organism: Saccostrea echinata
Lineage: Eukaryota; Metazoa; Mollusca; Bivalvia; Ostreida; Ostreidae
Product: ecdysone receptor-like
Exons: 7
Coding region: 76-1533 (485 amino acids)
Biological process (GO): ecdysone receptor signaling pathway; negative regulation of transcription by RNA polymerase II; cell differentiation
Cellular component (GO): nucleus
Molecular function (GO): zinc ion binding; nuclear receptor activity; RNA polymerase II cis-regulatory region sequence-specific DNA binding
Source: RefSeq, a predicted model, not a curated record